UUAAGGCUUGUCCUUUUUGGCUGAACUUUUGCAUCAGUUAUCUUUCUUUCUUUUCUCUCCAGGAGGAAAGAUGAAGAAGAAGAAAGAUGAAUUGAUGCAAGUUCAGCCAAAAAGGACAGGCCUCUAUUAGUUGUAUCAAUAUCAAACAAUCGCAUUUGUCUAAAUUAAGUUAAAUUGAUUAUUUUGAACGUGUAAAAUGGAAAAUAAAAGGAAGAAGCGUGAUGAGGAUAAUUAUGAAUAUGAUCCAGCUCCUAAACAUUUACAAAUAGGUCAUACCAAGAAUCAAGAAAAGCGUCUUAUCGUUAUUUGUCGUCGUUUGGAAAAUUCUCAAUUGGAAUCUGUAAAAGUGAGGUUGGAAAUAGUUUUGAACUAUUGAACUGCAACUGUUGAUCAUACAUUUUGAAAAAAUAUAAGCGUGAUUCAGGCACAUGUAGACCAGAUAUCAUUCAUCAGGGUCUGUUAUUGUUAAUGGACAGUCCGUUAAAUUGAGUUAGAUUGUUACAAGUUUAUAUACAUACAGAAAAAAUGUAUUGAUAGAAAUCAACCAGGAUAU
Molecule: messenger RNA, 553 nt
Organism: Acromyrmex echinatior (Panamanian leafcutter ant)
Lineage: Eukaryota; Metazoa; Arthropoda; Insecta; Hymenoptera; Formicidae
Product: ribosomal RNA small subunit methyltransferase NEP1-like
Source: RefSeq, a predicted model, not a curated record